Anopheles aquasalis is the source of this 5524-nucleotide messenger RNA. It is a transcript of the gene PRL-1, whose product is annotated as protein-tyrosine phosphatase 4A family member PRL-1. The record is from RefSeq and is a predicted model, not a curated record. Gene Ontology annotation, biological process: protein dephosphorylation. NCBI's taxonomy places the organism in Eukaryota, Metazoa, Arthropoda, Insecta, Diptera, Culicidae.
UCACUGAGGGGUGCGUGAUCCGAAAAGAGAAAAUCUUUUGCCGUUCUCCGUGUCGAAAAAACCGUGUCUCGGUGUCACAGAAAGGCGUACCAGCAGCAGCAACAGCACCGCCCGUGGAAGUCUCUGCAUCCGGGAUAGGAAUCACUCCGCGAAAUCGACCGCCACCCGUGGAAAUCCCUGCCGUCGCUACGCGAUUUCCCGUGAGUCACCCGUAACUCGGUUUCGACCACGAGCCAAAUUUCCCAGCCAUCCCCGUGCAGCAGCGCCGCGUUCGGUCAAAAUCUGCGACCGCAGGCACCUGCUCCUGUCCUCCCCGCAAUCCGUCGUGUGCUCCGUCGUGUGUGCCACCAUCUCUUUACCGUCUUGUGCAACGAGUCUGUUGGAGUGUGUCUGAGGGAAGAAGAAGCUUAGUAAGUGCCACCCUUCCCCCAGGAAUCGUGAGUGCGUCCGUGCGUGCGUGCGUGCGUGCGUCUGUGCUGCGAAAGGCCAAAAGCGAUUAAAAAAAAGUGUGUGCGUGUGCGUGCGUACGGUCUACUUUGUCAACUCAUCGGCAGUCUCGCCUCCUCCGCAUCGUUCCGCUGGAAGUGCCACCGUCUCCAACGACGACGACGACGACGACGAUCCUUUUACCGUCGCCACCAGCACGCCAGCAACCAAGCAGAGCCUCUAUGCAACGCCAUCGUCGUAGCAGCCAUCGAAACAGAGUCGGUUGGUGGUAAUCGCGAAGAAGCUCCAUCGGAAAGUCGGUCCGUUGGUCACAGUUUUCAUCCCGUGUGCGCCGCGGCUCCUUUGUUCCGCGGUGAGUGCGACCGCGUCGUGUGUGCAUCACGGGAAAGCAUCUCCCUCAUCAAGCGGAGUGUAUUGUGGAAAGAAAGAGGUCCGCUGUGUUGUGCAGUGGCGCGAUAGCCCAGUCAGUGUGUGUCUGGUGAAAGUGUGGAGCGAAAAAAAAUAUUGCGAAAUCCAGUCCGUUGUCCCGUCGGUCCCGGUUCCGGUCAUCAUCAGCAGCAGCAGCAGCAGCAGGAGCAGUUCGAGACCACCUCCUACGGGUGGGCACUAAACAGAAAAGCUCGGUUGGUGUAGUAGGACGGACGAGGCUGUCGUACGCCGACGGUGGUGGUGUCUUUUUCCACGAAAACUCGCACGGUUCCAUCCCGUUGUAAUCGCUAAUUCAAUGUGUAUGGCUUUAGUGCUGGUGCGGCUCGUUCCAACCUCUAUGGAGUUUCGGCUAGACAGCGCAGAAUACUGCCAGGCACAACACAAAUAAGCGAAUCGCUGCACCCGGGCACUACCUCUGCCAUCAUCAUCUCGCUUACUCAACCCACACACCCUGUGCUGCUUCUCACCGUGUGUGAGCUUCCACCGGCGAGGGUUGCGAGGAAUUGCGAGUGCAGAAAGCGCAAAGCGUGUGGAUCGUGGGAGCGCAGGAAGCAAAGGCAGCAGCCGUGUAGCAGCGUGUUUGAGCGACGAGAGUUGCCGCAGAGAGUGUCCCGCAAGAUUGCGGCAGAGUAGUCAACCCGCCCCCCCUCCCCCCCAAAUUCACCAUUGCCCCUUCGUAGCGAUCGUUAAGAUCAGCCCCCGGCGAGUGUGCUUUCGAAUGAGAAGCCCCGAGCUCUGGCGCAUAUAUUGGAGAAGAAAGUGCUGUAUGUAGAGAGAGCGAGAGAGCGAGAAAGAGAAAGCGAGAGUGAGAGUGGAAGGGAGUGCAGCAGAAGACGGGGGAGGACAUGCGAAUGCUUUUGCCGUAGCCCGAUCAUCAAGUAGCAGCAAAAGCAUCGGCAGCACCACCACCGUGGUCGUUGUCGUUAUCGUCGUUAGCAUCAUCAUCAGGCGUUGUCAUCCUAGUCGCGCAUCCGGGUGGAGUAGACGAAAGGAAGCAGUGAUCAUCGAAGCGUAAAUCCAUUCUUCAGUCGUAAUUGCAAUCGCCGCCUCGCACCCACCCCCACAGAUCCAUUUGCAGAAGAACUGCUUUUGGCGGUGCAGCUAAUAACAAUUCAUCGAUAGCAUUGCUAGCUGUGAAGAAAAGCACUGAAACCAAUUUGCCUAGCAAAAAGAGAUCUUCCUAUAGAAACCUGGCCUGACCUGAAGAGGCCUGACUUAUCGCCACUUUCAUCAUCGCCACUUACGCGAUCUAUCACUCCGUUCUGAAGCGAUCCGUGUCCGACAUUGAAACAACACGCACGACACGACACACAACCCUCUCGACAGCUGAGCUUUAAUAAUCCCAUCGUUCGUACACUUUGUGCGCUGUGGCCUUUCGUUUCGUUUCGUUCGGAUCGCCAUACGGCAAGUGUGUUUGUAGACCCGUGUACUCUUCGACAAUUGCAAGUUGAACUCGGCGGCAGAAAAUUGAGACUGAUUGUAAAAUAGAUCUAUUUAAAAUAAUAUACAGAGGCAAAAAGAAACCAUCAUACACGGUGCAACAGUGUCCUGAGAUAAUCAAGCGUGUCCCGAGCGUCGUCUGACGCUAAGACGUGCCGGUGUCUUGGCGAGCACGGAUCUUACGAGACACGCAUUAUUGGAAACGUAAUCUCCGUUUGGGGGCCGUGAAAGGAGAAGCAACUCACAGCAACAAAUCGUUCCACCGAAUUUUCGAUCAACAUAGCAGAGGGAAUAGAUUUGAGUGUAGAGCAUAUUCGUAUCAACACCUGGUCGGAGGCCCUGUAGGACUGGAUUUCUGCAGGAUUUAAUCGCUGCUUGGAACGUGAAAAUACAUUUUUAGAUGAGUGUUUCGUCCUUUACGGUGUAGAGAUAAAAGAUAAAUCUAGCUGUUUUUAUUGUCAUCAACGAGAAAACUGAAAAAGAAAACUACAUUAACAGCCUAGUGCCGUGAUAGCACCACUUCUAAGAUCACCAUUAGGCUUUCUCACAACCAUCAAUAUAGUUUAGUUUAAAAAAAGGGCGUGCGUUUUAAACAAGUUACGCAAACGGAGGUGGCGAAAAGCUUUUCCACACUCUCGACAGCAUUGUAGACAGACGUGUUGAGAGUCUGCUUUAUUAUUGUUGAAUAUUUUAAUACGAACAUUGAGCAAAAUUGAGCUACACGGCGAAUAAGAAAACACAAAUUGCGUGGCAAAGGAGAAGAAAUUGUGAAAAAAAAAUCGUCAUAACUGUAUUGGAUUAAAGCGUAUCGAGCAACGGAUAAGGGAUAACAGCUUGCUUCGGCUGCACGAUCGUCUCUUCCCUAUCUACUUCGACGCUGAGAUUUGAGUUGGAGUGAAAAGGAUUGCUAUUGUUUGGAUCAACCCGACCAAACGUACUAAGCGCCGACAAACAACAGAAAACUAUCUUUUUCCAUAUAAUCGUUCGUCUUUCGGAGCACUAUAACAGUGCCGGUACAUUGGUUGGUUGUUUUGUGAUAUAACUGUUUGGAAGAUUUCUGUAAAACGUGAGAAAAGUCAGCCCCAUUGUGCGCACGGUGGUGGUAUCUUGUGUGAUAAGGCCGCAUCCAUACAGCAACGACUCGUUGCGAGCCAGUAAAAAGGAAUUCAAAUUUGACUGAUCGAGAGAAAAGCAAACCUGCUGCUUCUAUUCGUGCGCGUCCAGUCAGCUGUUAGCAAGGGGUCGCGAAGACAUUCUUCCGAUCCGCCGGCGGCGAUAGUCGAUAGACUUUUUGGUUUUUUGAAACUUGUGAAGGAUUUUUAUGACAACCCUCAUCAUGCGUCAAAAAGAUAUCCGACCAGCUCCGGCUAGGAUAGAGUUUAAGGGAAUGAAAUUCCUGAUAACCGAUCGCCCGUCGGAUCUGAGCAUAGUCCCGUACAUUACUGAAUUGAAGAAACACAAUGUCUCGGUCGUUGUGCGGGUUUGCGAGCCCAGCUAUAAGAUUGAGGAACUGGCAAAACAUGGCAUCAUCGUGCGAGAUCUAGCGUUCGAAGAUGGCACCUUCCCGCCGAACGAGAUCGUUAUGGAAUGGUUCGAAAUUCUAAAGCAGAACUUUCUGUACAGGUUCCAGGAAGACCCGGAGGCGUGCGUAGCAGUUCACUGUGUAGCAGGUCUCGGCCGAGCACCGGUUUUGGUGGCGCUAGCAUUGAUUGAGUUAGGACUUAAGUACGAGGCAGCUGUAGAAUUGAUAAGAGACAAACGAAGGGGUGCUAUUAAUGCCAAACAACUAUCAUACCUAGAAAAGUAUAAGCCCAAGUCACGGUUAAAGCACAAAAAUGGUCAUAAAAAUUCGUGCUGCGUGCAAUAAAACUAUCAAAAUUCCCACCAGUUAAAGUGUUCAUUUUAAGCAAGAGACAACUAAUGGAAACAACAUUUAUAACCAAGAAUUGAGUUAUCAACGGCAAUAGAUCGAUAGCGAAUAGCACGACAGCAGCAUUCGAGCGUACGCUCGAUGCAAUGAUCGGUUCGAGUGAUCGGUCCUAAAGGAUAUCAAAUUUGAUCGAAGAAAACCGUCGGAGCAGCGACCCCUUCCCGUCCCACAGUUGCCACGAAUGGGUGCGGAUACAUGAGCACAUGAUGUGUUCCACAAGCGUAAUUGCAGAUAGGGAUAUUUCCUCAGUUUUAAUGAUGGAUCAUUGAGCCCUGGAACACUAGGAAAGAUGCACCGUAGAUAUCAAAACGAUCGGUCUGUGUCGGUGUCGGAGUUUUAUUUUACAAAUGUUCUCUACGAGUUUUAUUGUAUUUAUGUACUACGUAUUGGAUCAAGCUUUAUUUAAUUUUUUAAUAAGUUCAAGGCUAUUAAGAAGAAGAAAAGAAGAGCAAACUGAAAAUGGUGGUUUGAUUAACGAGCACAUUCCGUCGCUUUACUUCGAUCAUCUUUGUGACCGUUUGGAACCGUUCUGAGCAAAGAGCAAUAGUUCACAAUGCUAUGCGAAUAUGCGUACAAUAAGCAAAUAACAAGAAACCAUUACAAACUAGAGCCAGGCAACGGAGCGAUCUACAUCGUUCAAUCCCUCCCGUAACUUACCGUGCCGGGCUUGUUGCGUACCGACUUGGCGCAACGAAGCGAUUUCGGCUACAGGUGAGCAAGAUUAUUCUUAUUUAUGGCCAAUUAAAUGUUCACUAGCAAGACGAUUGUGUAGCACUAUGUAACAAGCAAACAUUUGAAGCAGCUUUAAUGGGCUUAACUUGAUCAUAGUUCGUGUCAAAUCAAUGCUCUUCGGUUCCACUUUUAGCCUGUGCUUGGCCGUAGGAGGUACUUCGUGAUAUUCUUCUCGCUAAAGUAAACAAAUAGUACAUUGCCGCAGGUUUAUCUUACAUUGACCUUAUGCUAGGUAUUCCUUCUUAAGUAUGCUAUCGAGUUACAGAAUAAAGCGAUCAUUGCUUUGAUUAACAUCCUUCACAAUCACAAUACCAAACGAUGUGACACGAUUUACCUAGGAACGAGCUGUUUGCGUGAAUCAGAUUCCAAAGUCGUCACAGGCGUUUGCAGCAAGCUCUUUUCCCUCUUACCCAAAACAGAAUGGCUGGACGAACGAAUCGAUACUAAUUACCGUGAACGCAGAAUGAAGGUCUAAAAAGGUCUGCCUUUGCGCUUAACCCAGUGCUUAGCCUAGUACAUCAGCAAUAAAACCAAACACACAUGUCA